AUGGCCACACAACAAAAACAUCACCACUUUGUCCUUCUCCUUUUCCUUGCCCAAGGCCACCUUAUUCCCAUGGUAGACAUCUCAAGACUCCUCGCCCAACGCGGCCUAACCGUCACGAUCCUCACCACUCUCCGCAACCACGUUCGAGUCGAGCCCGUGAUCCAAGGCGCCGCCGAUUCCAGCCUCGACAUCCGCGUCUCCCACGUCUUACUCCCGAGCUUCGAAGUCGGCCUCCCGAACAAUUGCGACAACUUCGAAAUGCUUUCCUCCGUCGACGACAUACUCAAUUUUUUCCGCGCGACCUCCAAGUUAGAAGACCAAGUUGAGCAUACGCUCCGAAACCUCAAACCCCACCUAACUUGCUUGUUGUCCGACAUAUGCUACCCGUGGACGACGGGCGUGUCUUUGGAUACAGAGUAUUUCGUGCUGUCCGGUCUGCCUGAUCGAGUCGAGCUCACGAAAGCGCAGCUUCGGGGAACGGCCGAGGAAGUCCCUCCAGAGUGGGAUGAAAUACGCCGGAAUAUUCACGAGGCCGAUUCCGAAGCUUUCGUGAUUGUGUCCAACUCUUUCGAGGAGCUCGAGGCAGAGUACGUGAAGGGGUACGCCGAAGCCAAGGGGACAAAGGUGUGGUGCGUUGGGCCAGUCUCGUUGUGCAACGAUGGCGAUUUCUUGGAUAAGGCCCAACGAGGAAAUCGGGCCUCGAUCGACGAGCGUGAGUGCUUGAGAUGGCUCGGUUCCCGAGAACAGGGGACGGUUGUUUACGUCUGCCUCGGGAGUUUGUCCCGUCUAGCGGCCCCGCAACUCAUCGAGCUCGGGUUGGGUUUAAAGAGUUCGGGCCGGCCGUUCUUGUGGGUUGUGAGGAACGCGUCAGAUGAGUUCGAAAAGUGGCUCGGAGACGAGAAGUUUGAGGAGAGGGUUAAGGGGAGGGGGCUUUUGAUACGCGGGUAG
This is a messenger RNA of Striga hermonthica, 948 nucleotides long. NCBI's taxonomy places the organism in Eukaryota, Viridiplantae, Streptophyta, Magnoliopsida, Lamiales, Orobanchaceae. The record is from the annotation of a GenBank genome assembly.